AUGUCGAAGAUCAAAGAGCUUGAUGUUGAAAACGGUUAUUACAAUUCCACCACUCAAAAACCAGAAGGAUGCCCAUUCCAUCAUUGGACUGGCGUUUCAUGCAACGAUGCAGGAAGAGUCAACAGGAUAAACCUCACAAAUUCUGGUAUUCAAGGUACGCUGCAUGAGUUUCCAUUCCUCUCCUUACCCCACCUGGAAUAUAUUGACCUUAGCUACAAUACAAUUUUUGAUGCCAUCCCCCCACAAAUUGGUUCCCUCCAAAAACUCAUCUAUCUUGAUCUGUCUAGCAAUCUAUUGUCUGGGAGAAUCCCACCGGACAUUGGUCUUCUAACAAAUCUUACGAUCAUGCACCUAAACUCUAAUCAGUUAAAUGGCUCAAUCCCCCAAGAAAUAGGUCACCUCAAGUUUCUUUACGAGCUUGCUCUUUACAACAACAGUCUAGAAGGUUCAAUUCCUGAUUCUCUGGGAAAUCUAAGCAGUCUGACAUAUUUGUCUCUUUCUGCAAAUCAACUCUCUGGUUCCAUCCCGCCAGCAAUUGGUCUUUUACCAAAGCUGGAGGAAUUAGACCUAAAUGAAAAUAAGUUGAAUGGAUCAAUUCCUAAAGAAUUCAGUCGGCUUAAGUUUCUUGCUGUUCUUUCUCUGUACAACAACACUCUAGAAGGUUCAAUUCCUCCUUCUCUAGGUGAGUUGAGCAACCUCAAUUCUUUGCUUCUGAAUGCAAAUAAACUUUCAGGCCAUAUUCCUGCAUCUUUAGUUUGCGCAACCUGA
Argentina anserina (silverweed cinquefoil) is the source of this 768-nucleotide messenger RNA. RefSeq names its product probable leucine-rich repeat receptor-like protein kinase At1g35710. The transcript has 3 exons. The coding region runs from base 1 to 768 and encodes 255 amino acids. Gene Ontology annotation, molecular function: protein binding. The record is from RefSeq and is a predicted model, not a curated record. Lineage: Eukaryota; Viridiplantae; Streptophyta; Magnoliopsida; Rosales; Rosaceae.